AAGCUCACAAGGGCCGUAAACAUGCAUGUCCUAUCUCUUUCAUACUUUUCCAUUUUCCUCUUCUUGUUCUUUCUGUCGACCGUUCCAUCUUCUCCGGCCAAACCCUCCGCCGCUCCUCCACCGCAGACUCCGGUGGUCCACCGCCGCAGACACCGCCAGCUGGCGGUGGAUUACUACGCGAAGACGUGUCCUCAGCUGGAGAAGCUGGUCGGCUCCGUCACUUCUCGGCAGUUCAGAGAAGCUCCGGUCUCGGCUCCCGCCACAAUUCGCCUCUUCUUCCAUGAUUGCUUCGUCGAGGGCUGUGACGGGUCGAUAUUGGUGGAAACAGAGGGAGGGAGGAAAACGACGUCGUCGCCGGAGAGGGAAGCGGAGGAGAGCAAGGACUUGAGACGAGAAGGCUUCGAGACGAUAAAGAAGGCCAAGUCCAUGGUGGAAACUCACUGUCCCUCUCUCGUCUCUUGCUCCGACAUUCUCGCCAUUGCUGCUCGAGAUUUCAUCCACUUGGCAGGUGGGCCAUAUUACCAAGUGAAGAAAGGAAGAUGGGACGGCAAAAUAUCAAAGGCGACGAAUGUUCCUCGCAACAUUCCUCGAGCAAACGCAACCGUCGAUCAGCUCAUCCGUCUCUUCUCGUCGAAGGGAUUAACGGCGAAAGAUCUCGUCGUCCUCUCGGGCGCACACACGAUAGGGUACGCCCACUGCAGACAAUUCCUCCCCCGUCUCUACGACUUCAAAGGAUCCCGGAAACCCGACCCGAGCCUCGACGCCAGGCUCCUCAAGGAGCUGAAGAUUUCGUGCCCGAGGUUCGGGGGAGGGACUAACGCGGUCUUGCCGCUCGACGUGACCACGCCCUUUGCGUUCGAUAACGGGUAUUUCUCGGGUUUGGAGAAGAAUAUGGGGUUGUUAGGGUCGGACCAGGCCCUAUUUCUCGAUCCAAGAACUAAGGAUAUCGUCGCGGAGAUGGCUGGGGACAAGCAGAGGUUUUUCUCGGCCUUUUCCGAGUCUAUGGAUAAAAUGGGCUCCAUCGGUGUGAAGAGAGGGAGGAAACAUGGGGAGAUUCGAAGGGAUUGCGGCCAAUUCUUGUGAGGAAAUUCGUUCUUGGAAUUUGUUACAAAUUCAUUUGAUUCCUUGGAAGGAAAUUCGUAUAAUACAAAGUUUAUUGUUUAUAUACAAAAUUGUUUGUUUUCUUGGAACAAAUUGGUACAACGCAAAGUUUCAUAAAACUACUAU
Molecule: messenger RNA, 1227 nt
Organism: Tarenaya hassleriana
Lineage: Eukaryota; Viridiplantae; Streptophyta; Magnoliopsida; Brassicales; Cleomaceae
Product: peroxidase 19-like
Exons: 3
Coding region: 22-1083 (353 amino acids)
Biological process (GO): hydrogen peroxide catabolic process; response to oxidative stress
Molecular function (GO): peroxidase activity; heme binding
Source: RefSeq, a predicted model, not a curated record